Molecule: messenger RNA, 474 nt
Organism: Benincasa hispida (wax gourd)
Lineage: Eukaryota; Viridiplantae; Streptophyta; Magnoliopsida; Cucurbitales; Cucurbitaceae
Source: RefSeq, a predicted model, not a curated record
AUGGAGAGUGCCCCACUCCCAACACUAUCAUCCGAAAGCGAGAAGAAGAGAAGAGACGACAGAGAAGUGUUUAGGAGCAUCCUGAGUAACAUGAAGAAGGAGGGAGGGCUACCCGAAGUUGGAAUUGUUAAUCAGCCCUUGCCUUCAGAGGAAGAGAUGGAAGAAGCUUCGAGAAAGAGCGCUCUGGUCGUUUCGAAUCCUAAGGAAGCUGUCCAAACAGAUUCCUAUGAGGGACCCAUCAGGGUUGCUUUGGAGGAGGUGAAAGCGAAGAAGCUGCCGGAAAUGGCUGAAGAGAAGAAGAAAAAGAAAAAUAAGGAGAAGAGGACAAAAGGAGAUGAAGAAGCCCAGCCAAGGAAGGAAAAGAAAGAAAGAAAAUCGAGUAAGAAGAAGGAACGCAGGCGAGAAGAGAAGUGCCUGAAGAAGAAGGAAGAAAAGAGAAAGAGGGCUGAAAGCCCAGAGGUUGACGGAGAAUAA